UUCUUAUCUCUCGGCUUUCAGGCGCUCACGACGAGCCGAAGAUAACGACACGCACUCGACAAUGACGGCUCGACGCGGCGUCGUCAUCUGAUACAUCGGCAAGGCCGACCGCAACGGUGUAACAUACAUAUCGCAGUGACAGUGCGCGCUCGACAGCGAGAGAAGGUCUACUCGACCGCGGAGGUGUGUGCUCCCGCGAAAAAAAAAAAAAAAAGGAACUUCAUCGACAUGAUGCUCGGGACGUCGUUAAAGCGCUGCUCGUUAAUCGUAUUGAUUUUCGCGAACCUGCUGGUAAGUGGAUUAACGUCGUCCGACAGCAAAAAUGGCACCGUCGUCGUGGCGGUGGCGUCGACGCUGCAGCCGUUAUCGGGACUCGGGACUGGCGCAACCAUGACCCCGACAAUACCGAAGACGGAAACUGACCCAAGUGCCGCCGACGUCACGGACCGGCCCGCCGUCACCGGCAAGAGCGACGAGGCAACGGACAAUCCUGCGGCCGUCGACAAGAGCGUCAACGACACCGCCCGCGGCGAGGACAAAAGCUCACCCACAGCUGUCGUCUCGACGGAAGGGCCAAAGUCGGCAACAACGACGGUCAAGUCCAACAGCACCGAAUCCGAGGAAAAGGAAAUGAAAUCCGUGACCGAAACCACAGUGGCUAGCGCGACAGUCGAGGGAAUCAUCAACGUGACGAUGAGCUUGGAGCCGUCGGCGGGGAACGUCACCAAUGGCACGGAAAACAACGAGCCGAUCGGUGCCGCGUGGAAGGAACAGUUGGCCGUACCACAUGGACUCGGGGACAUGCCGUCCAGAUUGGUGGCCAUCAGCAUGGCCAUUGCUUUUGCCAUAGUCGUCGUUAUUGUCUACGUGGGUCUCUUGGCCUGGAGACGUUAUCUCGAGGUUCGCUAUGGGAGCAGGCAGUUGUUGGUCAACAACUUGGAAUUCGAUACUAAUGAUCUCCGACACUUCGAGCUUUGAGUUGGCUCGUGAUGUUUUUAGGAGUAGCGAAAGUUGUAAUAACGCCGAUACGCCGGUGUUCUGUGAUAUAUCGCCAAAAGUCAUACUGGGGCCACUUUGAUUACCGUUUCAAGAUAAUAUUGUAUCAGAAGCCAUUGUUGACAGUAAACGUAUAAGCGACGAAUCGGCUUAAUAUUUAACGGCGUCAUAAAUUAUUCUUAUGACGGAAAUGUGAGAUUCAACAUAACAAGUGUGCGUGACUGCAUUCGCAACGUUUGGAUGAGCCAUACUUUAUGAACGACAAUUGAAGUAUUAUUAUGAUAAUAGUUAAAUCAUAAGUUUAACGUUAAAAUGUAAUGUUGCUUUGAUUAUCACCAACAACCACAUCAGGGAUGAACUCGUGCAUUUUGAGUACAUAAGAUUUUUGUUAAGUGAAACUUGGUGAUUUUAUACGUCAUGUUCACCACAGUGGCAAGUUAUUCUAAAUUAUUGAUAGUUUUAAGAGUAAAUACACUAUCUUUUAUUUUUCUUAUUUCAAAUGUAUCGAUAACAAUUGAAAAACUGCGUAUACAAUUUUUUAGAAUUAUUUAUUCAACGUUUUUCAAUGAUUAAUAAUGAAUACUGCAUCGAAUGCUAAAUAAGCAUUAAAGAAUAAAAAAAUUAUCCAAUCAA
Molecule: messenger RNA, 1629 nt
Organism: Copidosoma floridanum
Lineage: Eukaryota; Metazoa; Arthropoda; Insecta; Hymenoptera; Encyrtidae
Source: RefSeq, a predicted model, not a curated record